CGCCCACAAAGUUGUGUGGCGUUAUGAAAGCAGAGCGGUGGGAAUGACAACGGAGUCACAGCAAAGAAACCCCCUUAAAACCGAGAUCUGCUGCGAUGCUUCGUGUCACCUCUACAUCUCUGUGCGCCUCCUGCCAGAAGAUGAGGCUGCUCCUGCCUCCCUCUGCCUCCCUCACCUCCCACAGCAAACGGGAGGAGAAUCAAUGCACGGUUGACUCUCUGUACGAACUGUCAGUGGACAUCAGAAAGGUCCGCAAGCUGAAGGGUUGGGUUUUGUCUGAGAAGACCGCCUAUGUGGCUGAGACAGCCGGUCUGCUGAGAGACAUGGGCGCUGACACGGCGGUGAUCGCCCACAUCCUUGAGACCCACCCCGAGGCUGUCCUGUGCCGACCAGAGGAUGUGGAUGCCCAGCGAGAUCUCUGGGGGUCCGUAUGUUCCGGCCAACGCGCCCUUCUGAGCAUCAUCGAAAAGUUCCCAGCUUCCUUUUUCUCUGUAAGCCACCACAGCAACCAGCGGGCCAACAUCUUCUACCUCCAGAGCCUUCGCCUCAACAAGAAGAUCAUCAGCAAGCUGAUGGCCAGUGCGCCGCAGAGCUUCAGUCGACCCGUGGAGAGCAACCAGGAGGUGAUCCAUACCCUCAGAGAGACCUACUUGGACCUGGGUGGGGAUGAGGGUAAUCUCCGGGUUUGGCUGCAGAAGCUCCUCAGCCAGAACCCGUACAUCCUCCUGCGUCCAGCGGAGACCUGGAGGGACAGUUUGGGCUUCCUGAGGGAGUGGGGCUUCACCACGGAGGAGCUGCUCAGCCUGGUGUCCAGCCUCAGAGCCUCCAUCUCCGAGCUGCAGCCUGUAACCAUGCGGCAGGCGCUGGCCUACGUCCAGGAUGCUCUCAGCUGCUCCGAGGACGAACUGAAGCAGGUCGUGAUCCGCUGCCCGGCCGUUUUGUACUACUCACUGACCACUUUGGCGGGACGCUUUCAGGGACUGAUGGAUGCCGGGGUGAGCGUCAAGCAGGUGAAGGAAUCCCCGAACGUCCUGGAGCUCACCACGCAGAUAGUGCUGUAUCGGAUCCAGAAGCUAGCAUCUUAUGGUUACGACGUUCGCUCCGGCAACUUGGACGUAAUCGUAGGAACCAAGAAGGACUUUGAGAUGAGCUACUCCAAGCUGAACCUCCGGCAGCAGAGGCCGCUCUUUAACCCUGUGGCUCCACUCAAGACUGCUGAGGAGUGAAGAACGAGACUCUAAUGCUAAUAAACUGGAGUUUGGUAGAUGUUGACGCAGUACAGCACAUUACUUUAAAAAUCUUUCAAAUGUGGAUACAGGCUUAAAAAUCUAUAUGCUCAACCCUCAAUGUAUGGUUCUGAUAUUUUUCAUUAGCCUCUUGAAUUUCGUGACAACAGACAUUUUUCAAAAUGGCCACUGUUUUUGAGCCAUUUAAACUAAUUAGUGUCAUUAAAUGUUCAUCAUGUUUUUGACUUUGGUCAUCCAAUUCAUACAACUUUAAAGUAAUAACUUAGCAAAAUCAGAAACUGAGGACUUUACUGUUUGAAAAUCUCACACCAGUUGUAAACUCAAAGGAGAUAAAGAUGUCUGACAGUCGUCUUAGUGGUUAAUGUUAGCUUCCGUUAACCAUUUGUGUUUUUAGCAACAAAGCAUUAGCUUUUUCUGUGUAUUUUCUGUGUUUGGCGGUUUAGCAUUAGCUUCUGCCGAUUUUUCUAAAUGUUUAGCAGUUUAGCGUUAACAGAGCUAAGAGUCUUGCUUAGCGAAUUAGUGGCUAGUGAAGCUAACUGUUUGGUUAGCUGUACUCACUAAUGGCAGUAACUGCAGCUGAUUUUAGUGCAAACAUAAAUUCUUUGUUAUAACUAUGGUGGCCAUUUUGAAAAAUGUCUACCAGAAAAUUGAAACACAAGAAAAAAAUCAUAUAUGAUUUCUAUGGUUCAAAAUAUGUAACCGAACACAUUCAUUUUGUGUGAAAAUAUUAAUUUUCCAUGGUGGCCAUCUUGAGAAAUGAAAAAGUUAUCAGCAAAUAUGAUUUCUAUUGGUCUAAUUAUGUAUCACUUGAAACCAAAAGUAUUCAUCUGUGAUCAAUAUUGGCAGAUUUAAUGAGGAUAAUUUUCCUUGAUGACCAUGGCAGCCAUCUUUUUGUUGCCUUAAUAACUGUUUAUACUUUUGCCUGACAGCUGAUUAUGUUUGAUUUAUGUUAUGUUUGUGGGAAUUUACUCGUUUUGCUGUGACCUUGGAAUGUUAUAUUAUUUCAGUCUUAUAAAGCUUUAUGAGCUACCUUGUUGCUGAAAUAUAACCAGCUGCAGAAGCAACAUAAUGAUCAAAUGGUAAACUAUAUGA
Gambusia affinis (western mosquitofish) is the source of this 2339-nucleotide messenger RNA. RefSeq names its product transcription termination factor 2, mitochondrial-like. Gene Ontology annotation, molecular function: double-stranded DNA binding. Bases 96 to 1226 code for a protein of 376 amino acids. The record is from RefSeq and is a predicted model, not a curated record. Gene Ontology annotation, cellular component: mitochondrial matrix. Lineage: Eukaryota; Metazoa; Chordata; Actinopteri; Cyprinodontiformes; Poeciliidae. The transcript is spliced from 2 exons. Gene Ontology annotation, biological process: regulation of DNA-templated transcription; termination of mitochondrial transcription.